AUGUGCGCCAUUGUUACCAUCAAACUUUACUGCAAACGCUGCGGCAAGUAUCUGGGAGACACCGUCGAGGACCGUCUGUGCGCUGCGGCACGACUCGGUGGUGGCCCAAGUUACCAUCGAACUUUCCAUCGACGCGGCCCUGAGCGUCGGACUGAGACUUAUCGCUUGAAGUGGCAGGAUUGCGAUGAUUGCCAAUACGAGUACGAGAUGUACCUCCAUGCCCUUCAAACCGGCAUUCGUUACCCAGCCCCUAACCCACCAUUCAACUGA
This is a messenger RNA of Fusarium verticillioides 7600, 270 nucleotides long. RefSeq lists its product as hypothetical. The coding region runs from base 1 to 270 and encodes 89 amino acids. The record is from RefSeq and is a predicted model, not a curated record. The transcript has a single exon. Lineage: Eukaryota; Fungi; Ascomycota; Sordariomycetes; Hypocreales; Nectriaceae.